UAUCCAGUAUGGCUUGCUUGUCUCCCCCCAUCUUCUCUCCUCCACCACCCCACAUAUUGGAGGAUCCGAACUCAUCCCAAAAGCCCAUAGAAGAGUGGCUUUUCUGUUCUCUCAAAUCUCCCAGAACCCUACCCCAACUCAAAGCCCUCCAUGCCCAUAUUUACAAGAACGGCCUCACCGGCAACGAUCUUGUUUCUGGGCAGCUCCUCUUGUGCUGCUCCCUCUCCAAUUCCAUGUACUACGCUCGUCAAAUCUUUGAUGUGAUCCCUCAACCCAAGCUCUUCUUCUACAAUGCCAUGAUCAAAGGGUACUCCCAAACAGGAGCCCAUGACGAAGCUCUACGCCUCUAUUCCAUCAUGCGUGCUCGCUCUGUCCCUUGUGAUUCUUUCACAUUUCCUGUUGUUCUAAGGUCAGCUUCUAGCCUAGCCAAUAUCGAUGUCGGAGAAGAGUUGCACGGGCUAAUCACCAAAACAGAUUUUGAUUCGAGGGUGAUUGUGAGGACCGCACUUAUUGACAUGUACUGUGCUUGUGGUCUCUCCGAUUGCGGGCGCCUAGUUUUCGAUAGAACGAGAGAUAGAGAUGUGAUUUGUUGGAAUACCAUGAUUGCUGGGUACGUUAAAUGCGGUGAGUUUAGUAGCGCCAGGCAGCUUUUUGAUCGGAUGCCCGAAAAGAACGUUUCGUCCUGGAACACUCUGAUCGAUAUGUAUUGUAAGUGCGGGAACAUAGGCACCGCACACCGAUUGUUUGAUGAAAUGCCGGAGAGAGACCUUAUCUCGUGGAACUCAUUGCUCUCAGGCUAUUCCAAAGUUGGACAGUAUGAGGCCGCGAGAAGACUCUUUGAUGAGAUGCCACAGAGAAAUGUUGUGUCAUGGAAUGUAGUGAUAACUUGUUAUGUGCAUAACCGAUUAUUCACAGAAGCACUGGAGUUGUUCAGAAUGAUGCAAGUCGCGGAUACCAAGCCCAAUGAGGUAACAGUAGUUGGAGUGCUUCCAGCAUGCGCUCAUCUUGGGGCCUUGGACGUGGGGCAGUGGAUCCAUGCUUAUAUUCGUAAGCUUCAAAUCAAGAUGGAUGUUUACGUCAAUACAGCGCUGAUAGAUAUGUAUGGCAAAUGUGGAGGGUUGGACGAUGCGCAGCGAGUUUUUGAUGAAGCCAUCGAGAAGGAUACCUUCUUGUGCAGCACAAUGAUUGAGGUAAUGGCAAUGCACGGGAAGGCAGAGGAGGCAUUUAGGGUUUUCACUUACAUGACAAGCACAGGGAUCAAACCCAAUGAUGUCACAUUUGUUGGGCUAUUGAAGGCUUGUAGCCAUGUGGGUUUGGUAGAUUAUGGAAGAAAAUACUUUGAAAUGAUGAAUGCAGCAUUUGGAUUGAUGCCAAAAAUGGAGCAUUUCGGCUGUAUGGUUGAUCUUCUUGGUCGUGCAGGGUUCUUGGAAGAGGCUCAUGAACUUGUGAAAAGUAUGCCAAUGGAGCCCCAUCCGGUAGUGUGGGCGACAUUGCUUAGCUCUUGUAGGAUUCAUGGCAAUGUCAAGCUAGCUGAACAAGUAGCAAUCCGGCUUAUAGAAUUAGACCCUCAAAGUGCUGAGAACUACGUGUUAUUGUCAAACAUAUACUCUCAGGUUGGAAGAUGGAAUGAAGCAGCAAAAUUGCGGAAGAUGAUGAAGGAAAGGGGGGUGAUUAAGAAGCCUGGAUGCAGUUCGAUUGAGGUGAACAAUGAUGUCUAUGAAUUCUUUGCUGGAGACCGAGAUCACUCUCGUUGCAAAGAGAUAUAUGAAAUGUUGGACCAGAUGGCUUCACGAUUAAAGACUGAAGGAUAUAUACCCCAGACGUCAGCUGCUUUGCAUGAUGUCGACUUGGAUGAGAAGGAGCAAGCACUUCUAUACCAUAGUGAGAAGUUGGCUGUUGCUUUUGGACUUCUUAGUACUCAUCACAGAACUCCAAUUCGGAUUGUUAAGAAUCUACGUGUCUGCGACGAUUGCCAUCUUUUCAUGAAGAUGGUCUCUAAGUAUUAUAAAAGGACUAUAAUUGCAAGAGAUUGCAACCGUUUCCAUCAUUUCAGUGAGGGCUCUUGUUCUUGUUCUGAUUUUUGGUAAUUGUGUAUCUGCUUCCAGUGUAAAAAAAAU
This is a messenger RNA of Telopea speciosissima, 2117 nucleotides long. RefSeq names its product pentatricopeptide repeat-containing protein At3g62890-like. Lineage: Eukaryota; Viridiplantae; Streptophyta; Magnoliopsida; Proteales; Proteaceae. The coding region runs from base 9 to 2087 and encodes 692 amino acids. Gene Ontology annotation, biological process: RNA modification. Gene Ontology annotation, molecular function: RNA binding; zinc ion binding; protein binding. The transcript has 2 exons. The record is from RefSeq and is a predicted model, not a curated record.